AGCUGUGUGUUCAGAGGCACCUGUGCAUGAGGAGAAGCUUGUUCUAUGGCCUCAGAGCUGGGUGCCAGGGAGGAUGGCAGCUGCUCAGAGCUGGCAAAACCCCUUUAUCUGCAAUAUCUGGAGAAAGCUCUGCGACUGGAUCAGUUUUUACGACAGACAUCUGCCAUCUUUAACAGGAGUAUAUCCAGUGAUGAGAGUGAAGAUGGAUUGGAUGACAAUCCUUUGCUGCCUCAGUCUGGGGAUCCCCUGAUGCAAGUUAAGGAAGAGCCUCCAAACUCUUUGCUUGGGGAGUCUUCUGGAGCAGGGAAUUCCGGGAUGCUGAACACACAUUCCCUGAAUGGAGUACUGCAGCCAGAGGCAAAGUCUGAAAAAGGGAGCUUGUAUAACUUUUCCAAACUGAAGAAAAGCAGGAAGUGGCUGAAGAGUAUCCUUCUGAGUGAUGACUCCAGUGACACAGAUUCACUAAGUGAUGAGGACGGAGACGAGGAAGAAGAAUUUUCUCUCUCGAGGGAGGAACUUCACCAUAUGCUGCGAUUACACAAAUAUAAGAAACUGCAUCAGAGUAAAUAUAGCAAAGACAAAGAGUUGCAGCAGUAUCAGUACUACAGUGUAGGACUGCUGUCUACCUACGAUCCUUACUACGAGCAGCAGCGCCACCUGCUAGGGCCCAAGAAAAAGAAGUUUAAAGAAGAGAAAAAAUUAAAAGGCAAGUUGAAAAAAGUAAAGAAAAAGAGGAGACGGGAUGAAGAACUCUCUUCAGAGGAGUCACCACGACGCCACCAUCACCAGACCAAAGUUUUUGCCAAGUUUUCUCAUGAUACACCACCACCUGGGUCCAAGAAAAAGCAUUUGUCUAUUGAGCAACUUAAUGCACGUCGGCGAAAAGUGUGGCUUAGCAUUGUUAAAAAGGAGUUGCCAAAGGCAUACAAACAAAAAGCUUCGGCCCGCAAUCUUUUCUUAACCAACAGCAAAAAACUUGCCCAUCAGUGCAUGAGGGAGGUACGUCGAGCUGCUAUCCAGGCUCAGAAAAACUGUAAGGAAACUCUACCACGGGCGCGUCGUCUUACCAAGGAGAUGCUUCUCUAUUGGAAAAAGUACGAAAAGGUGGAAAAAGAGCAUCGCAAACGAGCUGAGAAAGAGGCUCUGGAGCAACGCAAGCUGGAUGAGGAAAUGAGAGAGGCUAAGAGACAGCAGCGAAAACUUAACUUCCUGAUCACACAAACUGAGUUAUAUGCCCAUUUUAUGAGUCGUAAACGAGAUAUUGGACAUGAUGGAAUACAGGAGGAAAUCCUACGCAAACUGGAAGACAGCUCUACCCAAAGACAGAUUGAUAUUGGUGGAGGAGUAGUGGUUAAUAUCACUCAAGAAGAUUAUGAUAGUAACUAUUACAAGGCCCAGGCUCUGAAGAAUGCUGAGGAUGCUUACCAGAUUCAUCAGGCCCGGACCAGAUCAUUUGACGAAGAUGCCAAGGAGAGUCGAGCAGCUGCUUUACGGGCUGCUAACAAGUCUGGUACUGGCUUUGGAGAGAGCUACAGUUUAGCAAACCCGUCUAUCAGAGCAGGAGAAGAUAUUCCACAGCCUACCAUUUUCAAUGGAAAACUGAAAGGUUACCAACUGAAAGGCAUGAAUUGGCUGGCCAAUCUAUAUGAGCAGGGCAUCAAUGGAAUCCUGGCAGAUGAAAUGGGUCUGGGUAAAACAGUACAAAGUAUUGCUCUCCUUGCACAUCUGGCUGAG
Messenger RNA from Pterocles gutturalis (yellow-throated sandgrouse), 1734 nucleotides. Its product is annotated as DNA helicase INO80-like. The annotation marks the transcript as partial. Gene Ontology annotation, biological process: DNA repair. The record is from RefSeq and is a predicted model, not a curated record. The transcript is spliced from 12 exons. Gene Ontology annotation, molecular function: ATP hydrolysis activity; ATP binding; ATP-dependent chromatin remodeler activity. NCBI's taxonomy places the organism in Eukaryota, Metazoa, Chordata, Aves, Pterocliformes, Pteroclidae. Gene Ontology annotation, cellular component: Ino80 complex.